This is a messenger RNA of Actinia tenebrosa (Australian red waratah sea anemone), 1727 nucleotides long. Its product is annotated as mucin-5AC-like. The record is from RefSeq and is a predicted model, not a curated record. NCBI's taxonomy places the organism in Eukaryota, Metazoa, Cnidaria, Anthozoa, Actiniaria, Actiniidae.
GUCCUGGUCCUCAAACCACAGCAAGUCCUGGAUCUCAAACCACUGCGAGUCCCGGUUCUCACACCACCGUACGUCCUGGUCCUCAAACUACCGCAAGUCCUGGAUCUCAAACCACUGCGAGUCCCGGUUCUCACACCACCAUACGUCCUAGUUCUCAAACAACUGCAGGUUCUGUUUCUCAAACCACUGGAGGUCCUGGUUCUCAAACAACAGCACGUCCUAGUUCUCAAACUACCGCAAGUCCUGGAUCUCAAACCACUGCGGGUCCUGGUUCUCAAACCACCGUACUUUCUGGUUCUCAAACAACUGCAUCUCCUGGUUCUGAAACUACCGCAGGUUCUAGUUCUCAAACUACUACAGGUCUUGGUUCUCAAACAACUGCAGGUCCUGGUUCUCAAACUACCGCAAGUCCUGGAUCUGAAACCACUGCGGGUCCUUGUUCUCAAACCACCGCACGUCCUGGUUCUCAAAAUACUGCAGGUCCUGCUUCUCAAGCUACCGCAGCUUCUGUUUCUCAAACUACCGCAGGUCCUGGUUCUCAAACUACUGCGGGUCCUGGUUCUCAAACAACUGCAGGUCCUGGUUCUCAAACUACUGCGGUUCCUGGAUCUCAAACCACUGCGGGUCCUGGUUCUCAAACAACUGCAGGUCCUGGUUCUCAAACAACCGCAGGUCCUGGUUCUCAAACUACCGCAAGUCCUGGAUCUCAAACCACUGCGGGUCCUGGUUCUCAAACCACCGUACGUCCUGAUUCUCAAACAACUGCAGGUCCUGGUUCUCAAACCACCGCAGGUCCUGGUUCUCAAACCACCGCAGGUCCUGGAUCUCAAACCACUGCGGGUCCUGGUUCUCAAACUACCGCAAGUCCUGUGUCUCAAACCACUGCGGGUCCUGGUUCUCAAUCCACCGUACGUCCUGGUUCUCAAAUAACUGCAGGUCCUGCUUCUCAAACCACUGCACCUCCUGCUUCUCAAACUACCGCAGGUCCUGGAUCUCAAACUACUGCAGCUCCUGCUUCUCAAACUACCGCAAGUCCUGUGUCUCAAACCACUGCGGGUCCUGGUUCUCAAACUACCGCAGGUCCUGGUUUUCAAACUACCGCAAGUCCUGGAUCUCAAACCACUGCGGGUCCUGGUUCUCAAACCACUGUACGUCCUGGUUCUCAAACAACUGCAGGUCCUGGUUCUCAAACCACCGUACGUCCUGGUUCUCAAACUACCGCAGGUCCUGGUUCUCAAACCACCGUACGUCCUGGUUCUCAAACAACUGCAGGUCCUGCUUCUCAAAGCACUACACCUCCUGCUUUUCAAACUACCGCAGGUCGUGGUUCUCAAACCACCGUACGUCCUGGUUCUCAAACUACUUCAGGUCCUGCUUCUGAAACCACCGUACGUCCUGGUUCUCAAACUACCGCAGUUCCUGGUUCUCAAACUACCGCAGGUCCUGGUUCUCAAACUACUCCAGGUCCUGGUUCUCAAACUACCGUACGUCCUGUUUCUCAAACAACUGCAGGCCCUGGUUCUCAAACUAUCGCAAGUCCUGGUUCUCAAACUACUGCGGGUCCUGGUUCUCAAACCACCGCAAGUCCUGAGGUCAACGAGUGCAUCAGCAGCCCAUGUGAUAACGGAGGGACGUGUAUUGAUAGAGUGGUUGGUUUUUAUUGUCAGUGUCAUCAAGCUUUCUUUGGCAGCACAUGUCAGCAUAGUAAGUAUCGAUUAUAUCCUUAA